AUGCGUGGUUUGAGGAUGGGGAUGGGGAUGAGGAUUAGGAUGAAGUUUGUUGGGAAAAGAAAGGGAAGGGAGAGGGAAGGAAAGGAAAGGAAAGGAGAUAAGGAGAGGAGAGGAGAAGGGUACAUGAAAAAUUACAAUGAAAAUGAAAUUGAGAUUGAGAUUGAGAUUGAGAUUGAGAUUGAGAUUGAGAUUGAGAUUGAGAUUGAGAUUGAGAUUGAGAUUGAGAUUGAGAAGUCCUGUGUUUUUGUGGAUGCGGGUUUGUAG
Molecule: messenger RNA, 264 nt
Organism: Botrytis sinoallii
Lineage: Eukaryota; Fungi; Ascomycota; Leotiomycetes; Helotiales; Sclerotiniaceae
Exons: 1
Coding region: 1-264 (87 amino acids)
Source: RefSeq, a predicted model, not a curated record